This is a messenger RNA of Lucilia cuprina (Australian sheep blowfly), 375 nucleotides long. Its product is annotated as sodium-dependent multivitamin transporter-like. Gene Ontology annotation, molecular function: symporter activity. The transcript has 4 exons. Lineage: Eukaryota; Metazoa; Arthropoda; Insecta; Diptera; Calliphoridae. Gene Ontology annotation, cellular component: membrane. The record is from RefSeq and is a predicted model, not a curated record. Bases 1 to 375 code for a protein of 124 amino acids. Gene Ontology annotation, biological process: sodium ion transport; transmembrane transport.
AUGAAAUUCGACUCAAAUUUAAAUCACGCAUGGUUUCGCUGCUUAGCAUCAUUCACUUAUAUAAUACGUCAAAUGUGUUCGCUAGGUGUCACCGUCUAUACACCCAGUGUAGCAUUAUCUACAGUGAUUGGAAUACCGUAUUGGGCAUCCAUUUGUUGUAUGACAACAAUAUGUGUAUUUUUCUCAAUUAAGGGUGGUCUUAAGGCAGCCAUAAAUGCUGAUGUUAUACAAACUGUCACAGUUAUUAUUGUUUCUAUAGCCAUUAUUAUUAAAGGUACCAUAUUUAGUGGUGGCGUGAAACGAGUUUACGAUAUAAAUCGUAAUGAUGGUAAGUAUACUAACGCACAAACAGAAAUAAAGGACGGAGGAGAUUGA